UUUCUCUCUCUCUUUCCCUCCAUCCCUCUGUCUCUCUCUUAUAUACUGGCACACACACACUCAGGCAAAGUCUCAGUAGGAGAGGAUAAAGAGAGCCUGUGCCCUCCGUGUGUGUGAAGGAUAAAGGGGGCCUGUGCAUAGCAGUGUAUUGUUCAGCAGCUGGGCUAGAAAGGACUGAGCAAUGUAUCGUCUAACACGCACAUACACACUCGCGUUAACACUAAGCAGUCCAUAUACAAAGUCCGUAAGCUCAGCGCAAACAGACACAUAGUGAUUGCCAACUCACACAUGGACACUGAUAUAACAAACACACUGCAUCGUCUACGCAGCCAGAGAGAAGGGGUGCUGCCGACACCACACACUCUGUGUGUGUGUGUGUGUGUGUGUGUGUGUGUGUGUGUGUGUGUGUGUGUGUGUUUGGUUUCGUGUGACUUGUGCACUCAGAGCCCGGACAAGCGGAGAUGGAGACGGUGUGCCUGUGUUUUCCGUUGUUAGACUGUGGUGAUCUUCUGAUGUUUAAUAGAAGAAACAUGCAACUAUGUGAAUGGUCCACUUUCCGUGCCAUCAGCUGCUCUCUUGGCCAGUUUCGGGCAUCUUGUGGUUGUUAUUCAUAUCUAUUUUGGAUGUGAAUGUAGUGCUUGGAGGCUGGAAAUGAGUGUCUGAUAUCAUACACCAGGAUGGAAAGCAGUUGGGCAUCUGCAGAGUUUGAUCUAGCUCAGAUCAGGUUGAUUGUGUAUCAAGACUGUGAGAGAAGAGGACGCCAGGUUCUCUUUGACUCCAAAGCAAUACAUAAACUGGACGCAUCCGAGCCGACUGCUGAUGAAACCAAAACUCCCCCCAAUCGGAGUGGUGCUUGCCAUAUCGGAGGCCAAACAAGUGAGAAAGACAAGCCUCCUACAUAUCAGUAUACCAGACCGGCUUCAGACGUGAACAUGCUUGGAGAGAUGAUGUUUGGCUCAGUUUCCAUGAGCUACAAGGGUUCAACUCUUAAAAUUCACCACAUUCGGUCUCCACCGCAGCUGAUGGUCAGUAAGGUUUUUUCUACCCGGUUUGGCAGCAGCACUGGAAGUACAAAUACGCUGCAAGACAGUUUUGAGUCAAUGAGCCAAACUUUUCCUAGUCACACCAGCAGCAUAGGAGUUUGCCGUGUACCUAGCGCUCCUCUGCUCUGCCUCGCUCGGAGCGCAUCUUUCUUUGCAGCCCACAGUAAUCCAGUGGACAUGCCAAGCAGAGGACACAGUGAGGAUGGAGACAGUGGCAUUGCUCGCUCAGCAUCUCUGAGCAGUUUAUUGGCCACUCCCCUACCCUCACCUGGUUCCUCCUUCAGCAGCGGCUGUGCCAGCAGUUACCAGCGGCGAUGGCUCCGUAGCCAGGCCACCAGUCUUCAGCAUGGCCCCAUGCCUCGCUGGAGCACUGAAGAAAUGUUCAACCUGUCUGACGAGAGCUGCAGCUCCAACUCUGCGAUGAUCCGGAGGAAGAAGAUCGCCAUCAGCAUCAUUAUAAGCCUGCCAGAGAGAGAAGAGGAAAACCACAAUUUUCAGGAGUUUUUCUUCUCCCAUUUUCCUUUGUUUGAGUCUCACAUGAACAAACUCAAGACUGCCAUCGAGAGGGCAAUGAUUUUGUGCAGAAGGAUAGCAGAGUCUAGUCAGCGAGUGCAGGUCUAUCUGUGUCGAGUGAUGGAAGCACUGGGAGAAUUCAGGAUGACGGUGUGGAACCUGUACAUGGCUCCUCGCAUCAGCGAGCCAGUCUGGCUGUCCAUGAUAUCCCAAAGUACCGAGCGAAACCUGCUGUGUCAGCGCUUCCUGAAGGAGAUGAGUUUGCUGAUGGAACAUGGAGCCAAGAGCCAGUUUCUCUCAGCUCUCCUUACUGCUGUUCUUACGCAUCACUUAGCCUGGGUUCCCACUGUGAUGCCCAGCAACCUGCCGCCAAUCAAACCUGCCUGCCAGAAACCUGCCUCACAGACAGUGGAUCUGUUGGCAAAAUCUCACCCAUACAACCCGCUGUGGGCUCAAUUAGGUGAUCUGUAUGGUGCUUUGGGCUCUCCAGUGAGAGUGUGUCGAACGGUGGUCGUGGGACGCAGGAGGGAGCUGGUACAGCGAGUCUUGUAUGUUCUAUCCUACUUCAUUCGCUGCUCAGACCUGCAGGAGCAUGUACAACCUCAAGGACAAAUGAACAAUCCAGCCAAUCCCUGCACCUCUCAAACAACUGACCCCACCUCUGGAAGUGAAAGGACCAAUGAAAAAACAUUUCCCCUAAAACCAGACCCAUUAAAGCCCUCUCUUAGUGUUAUCGAAACCAGUGAAAAAGCACUGAACUCUGGCUUGGGCAAUGCCCAUUUUGUAGAACAAAAUGAUCAGACGCUUUUGACUGAUACAAAAUCAAUUAAUCCAUCUCCCAGUUUGGAAUCAACCACUGCCAGGCCUGAAUGUACAGAAAUGGGACAGGAAUGUUUUGGGGAAGACAGUGACUCUGUUGGGGGUGGAUUAGAGCACAUUUUGGCCAAUCAAAGUCCUCUUCUGCAUAGGGUGCAGUUUCACAUUGGCAGUCCCAGGGAGGCAGAGAAUGACGGACAAGCCAGCGGUCUUACUGGGGCGGGGUGUGGGCGGGGAUUGGACAGGAAGUUGCAUCAAAGGAUUUUGAGUGACAUACGAAGGAACGAGAGCUCAGAUAGUGCUUUGGGUGACAGUGAUGAUGAGGAAAUAUCACCGCAUGAACUGUACGUGGCUACAGAACAAAAGGAGUAUGAGUUACCACUGCCAAAUUAUCAGGUAGAGAGUCGAGCCAGUGUUAAUCAUUUUGGCCGUUCUUUGCUGGGUGGUUACUGUCCUCAGUACAUGCCUGACUUUGCCUUGCAUGGCAUCAGUUCUGAUCUCAGGCUCAAACAGUGCCUUAUGGCUGACCUGGAACACACUGUUCUCCAUCCGGCGCUGGAUGAACCAGUGGCCGAGGCUCUGUGCAUUGUGGCAGAUACAGACCGAAUGAGUGUGCAGGUGGUGACGAGUCAAAGGCGCGUGUGUGAGGGCGGGCGGAUGGGCAGGGAUGUGAUGGUGUCCAACCUCAUACACACGCUCAUCACAUCAGUUCUGCAGCUAUAUGCACUCAACAUCGCAACCGAUUUUUGUGUGAUGCAUCUGGAGGACCGGUUACAGGAGGUGUAUUUUAAGAGUCGAUCCUUAGCAGAAUAUCUGAGAGGACAAACCAGGGUCCAUGUAAAAGAACUGGGGCUGGCACUGGGGAUUGAGUCCAGUGACAUUCCAUUGCUUGCAGCAGUGGCCAGCACACACUCACCCUACGUGGCUCAGAUCCUUCUUUAAAAAGACCAAGCAAGAUUCAUUUCACGUUACGGACCAAUCAGAAUGUGUUCCUGUUCUGCAUGGACCAGCAAGGAUCUGAUCAUAUCAGAUGACCACACCAAUCAAGAUGCACUGUGCUCGACAACCUUUCAGAGCCGACACCCAGCCUUAAUUUACCAAUCAGAAUGCCUUGUUUGUACAGCUGACAGUCUGUGUAUGUACGUACGAGUGUGCAUCUAACUAACUAUCUAUAGACUGAAUCGGGCACCAUACAAGGGACCCUUGUUAAUGCUCUCCAUAUGUUAUCUUGCGUCUUUUCAAGUCUUAAAUGAAAGGGAAGACUGGAUACCGCAAAGAUUAUUGGUGGAAAACAUCACUAAGGCCAAGAAUACGGAAAAGCCUCUACAAUUUACCCUUCCAUACAAUGAUGGCUCAACGCUAUAUAUCUGAAGGCACAAUAGUGUAGUUAAUUAAAAGGAUAGUCCUCCCCGAAAAAUUGUCAUUAUUUUUUUACUUUCAUAUCGUUCCAAACCUGUACGUAUUUCUUUCUCCUGCUGAAAAAAAAAGAUUUUUUUUUUUUGUAGACCAUCCCUCUAAAGAUGAGAGCAUAACUAUAACAAUGUUUCUCUGUGAAGCACAUUAGUUUACAUCAGGAGCCACAUUUUGUAGAAUUCUUGAGACAUGGCUGACCCAAAAAUAAUGAUUCUGCCAAUUUACUCACCCUCGUCCAAAUUUGCAGGACUUUUUUCUGUUUGAAGAAUAACUCUUUUCCAUAUAAUAAAAGUGAAAUUAGAUGGGGACUGCAGCAAAAUGACAAAAAAUACCAUAAAAUUUUUAUGGUCCAUAAAAUUAUAUUCUAUCUUCUAAAGUCAAGACUCGUUUUUUGAACUUUUUUGACAUUUUAGAGCUUGACAGUCCUAAAAGACUGUCAUCAAAUGGAAAAUAACAGCCAGGAUAAUCUUCAAAAAUGUCACAUUUUUGGUUUGUCAGUCAUGUGGGUUUAGAACAACAUGAGGGUAAAUCACCUUUUGGGUGAUCUGUCCCUUUAAACCGUUAAAUUCCAAACAAAUGGUGCAAGCACACAACAAAAGGACAUUUUCAAUGAAUUUCUGGAAUUUCAUUCAAGAAAAGCAUUAGUUUGGUCCUGAAGAAUAAUUUGACAAUGUAAGUCACAGCAGCAUUUAGUUCCUUAUGUUGGAUUUUGAUCAAAUCAAUCAGUUUUCACAGUUUUCGUUUAAUCUGCAAUUGAAGUAUUUUUCAUAGUCCAUGUUCUCCAGAAAACUGUGUUUGCUUUAAUCUCUGAAAGAUGAGAGAAUGUUUACAUACUGGAAAGAGGAGUAGACUUGAGUGUGAUAUUAAAUUGUGUAAAUGUUCAUUACUGGACAGUCCAUGGAUUGUGGAUUACAGUAUUAAUCUGGUGCUACUAUUAUGUCAAAGGCUUACUAAAGCACAUGCACACUUUUACGCUCUGUCCUUGUGAAUGAUUUAUAUUUCUUUCAGUGGUGUAUUCCACAGCAAUAGAACCCUAAUAGAAGUUUGUGACGCAAGAAAUUGAAAAUACUUUUUUUUUUUUUUAUUGUUGUUGUUUAUUGUUCCAUUUUAAAGAGCUAGAGAAAUAUGAUUAUUUUUUAUAUUUUCACAGAAUACUCUACCUCAAAUAAAAGAUCUGAAAGUGGCCUGAUCUGGAUUUAUUGGUUUGAUCAGUUAGUAUCACACAUCAAGAAUGCAGUGCUUGUAUUUUGGAUUAAAACAGAUCUUUUACAAUUUUUUUUUUUUUUUUUUGAACACUAAGGUUUGGCCACUUUCAGUAGUCUCUUGUUUUCAUUUUUGUCUGUUGCCUGCAUGGUGUUUAUACUUCAGGUUGAAUGUGGUUGAGUAUUUUGUCUGUGACAAUAGGAUGUUGAUAUGAACUGAACUAGUGAUGAAUAAACAAAUUGCCAGGAACUGAA
Megalobrama amblycephala (Wuchang bream) is the source of this 5242-nucleotide messenger RNA. It is a transcript of the gene fnip2, whose product is annotated as folliculin interacting protein 2. The coding region runs from base 678 to 3314 and encodes 878 amino acids. The record is from RefSeq and is a predicted model, not a curated record. Gene Ontology annotation, molecular function: protein-folding chaperone binding; ATPase inhibitor activity. Lineage: Eukaryota; Metazoa; Chordata; Actinopteri; Cypriniformes; Xenocyprididae. The transcript has 18 exons. Gene Ontology annotation, cellular component: cytoplasm.